Molecule: messenger RNA, 633 nt
Organism: Colletotrichum chrysophilum
Lineage: Eukaryota; Fungi; Ascomycota; Sordariomycetes; Glomerellales; Glomerellaceae
Exons: 2
Coding region: 1-633 (210 amino acids)
Molecular function (GO): copper ion binding; oxidoreductase activity
Source: RefSeq, a predicted model, not a curated record
AUGGCGUCGACGGCAUCUAUGGCACCAUACGCGCUCGUUGCAUCCCCAAAGGCUAAUCGCACUCUUCACUUCAAGAUUGACCAGCAGCCUUCGCGGUACGAGAGAUACGUUACCGAAUUCUUUCUGAACCAGAAGCCUUGGCAACUGUACCACUCACAGAUGGGACCGCUGCUAUUCGUUGAAAACGUCUCGGCCGUGGAGCCCCCUGUGGUGGGUGGUUUGCCGUGGGGAACCACAGUCGACGUGAUCGUCCAGAACACAGUCGACGAAGUGAUGCCACUCUACAAGCACGGCGACCCCAUGUUCCUUGUCGGUUCUCAGCCCAACGCAACCUGGAAAUGGGACACCGUGGAACAUGCGCUCGCAGCCGGAGUAAAGCACCUCAAUGUCCGAGAUCCCCCUUUGCAGCUGGUUCAUGAUGUGCCACCCCUGGGUUGGGCAGUACUCCGGUGGCAGAUUCGGGUCCGUGGGGCCACCAUGCUACACUCCAACAAGUUCAAAUACUACGCGAUGGGCAUGUCUGUACCCCUGCUGGAGGGCAUGAAUUCAAGUAUGCGGGACGAGGUGCCAGACCAUGUGAAGCACAUGCCGCAUGUUGAAUUCGCGCCGAAGAAUGAUGGAGUGUUUGGUUAA